This is a messenger RNA of Hemibagrus wyckioides, 5016 nucleotides long. RefSeq names its product glutamate-rich 3 (gene erich3). The record is from RefSeq and is a predicted model, not a curated record. The coding region runs from base 134 to 4666 and encodes 1510 amino acids. The transcript has 14 exons. NCBI's taxonomy places the organism in Eukaryota, Metazoa, Chordata, Actinopteri, Siluriformes, Bagridae.
CUCGCGCUGCAUAUCGGAUCUGUGUCUCCGUACAGCAGGAUAGAGUGUGUGUAGAGUGUGUGUAGAGUGUGUGUAGAGUGUGUGUAUAAGCGGAUCGGGGCAGUGUGGAUAAUCUGCAGCUCUGAUAAACACCAUGAGCCAUUUAACCCCAGGGCUAAUUGGAGCGUAUAACAGUCUGACAGACAAACACCUGACUGCGUACUUUAACAACGUCCGAAUACGGAGACAUCUGCAGAGAGUCGGACUGAUCAGCCGGAGUGGGCGUGUUGUGUCAGAAAAGGAGUUCAGGUAUAAGAUCAUACACAGAGAUCAGCAGCGACACGUACGAGAAUGUCUCGCUCAGGCCAUAUUCCACAGAGUGCUGGACAUGGAGCGUCUGCAUCAGACAGAGAUCAGAAGGAAACUGGAGGAAUAUUCCAGGAGAGAGCGUGUGAAUAAAAUGAAGGUGGAGCGCUGUAACAGGUACGAGGACGAUCCGGUCAUCAUCCUCUCUCCACGCCCACCGACCCGACUGAGGAGUUCACACGCUCGGCAUUCUGGGCCAGAGAGGGAACCAUCCGACUCCACCGACUCGUUGGAUUCGUCCAGGCCGAACACGGCUCCAGAGAAAACUCAGCGUCCGGUUCGCCUGAAGCCUCUGAACUGUAACAGCAUUCAGACAUCAACCAAGAGAAACUCGUCUCGUUCACAGAACCAUGAGAUGGACAGAGACGUGAUGAGACACUUGACGCUAACAGAUUUCUCCAGCUCCGUCUCUCCGUAUCGUCUUCCUGUCAUUAAUAACUUCGUGACCCCGGUUCCUCCACGUAAGAGGAAGGACAACCUACAGAGCGGGACCCUGCGAGUUCGAAGGUUACGGCCCACUACGGCCCCUAGUGACGCUCCUGAUAUGAAGGAGGGAGCUGUUCAGCGGGCGUGGUCUCGCAGUGUGGUGUGGGUGAAGAUGGUGUACUUUGGGAAGAGUGUGCACCUGUCACAUGAGCUGGUGGAGCUGAAGGAUGAGGUGAAGGUUUUCCAGCAGCACUGUGGGGGUGAAAAUCUCUGUGUUUAUAAAGGAAGACUGAAAGAAGGAGAAUCAUUUCAGUUUGUGUCUCGGCGUCACCAUGGCUUCCCCUUCAGUUUAACUUUCUACCUGAACGGGCUGCAGGUUGAGCGUCUCAGCUCCUGUUGCGAGUUCAAACACAGGAAGAACUCACGGCUUGGAGGACGCCACGCCCACUUUGGCUUCUCCGGGGUUGAAGGAGCCACUCCUUGCUAUAGGUGUAUCAUUGCAAUGGGCCUGGAUAAAAAACCCACUCCACCAAAGAAGAUCAGAAAUGAUCCACUUGUCUCCAGGUCCUGGGAAAAUGAGGAAGAAGAGGAAAAAUGCUCGCAGUCUGAAUCCAGCCAAUCACACAACACUGAGAGCAAGAGAAACACCAAUCAGGAGCACACACGCAAAAACGGGUUUGAGGAAGACUUUGAGGCUGAUGAUGAAGGUCCUAUGGAUGAUGGAGUGGAUGAGGGAAAUGAAACAUCUCCGUCUCUUAUCCGAGAAGAGGAGGAUGAGAGAAGAAAGGAUGAAAAUGGAGAUGAGGACUUGAAGAGAAACAAAGUGAGAGGAUCAUCGUCCGUCUCCUCUGAUCUGUCCAGCAAUGAGGAAGAUGAAGAAGAGUUUGAGGAAGAGAACAAAAAAGAGGAGCUGAAGACUAAGAGACACAUGGCCACAUUAACAUCCAAAAAAAAUGCAGAAGAGACAGAGAACCUGCAAAUAUUCAGCACUUCUCAGCUCACUAAGAAUGAAACCCCAAACCAAGAGAUGGAACACACAGAGAGGGAAGAUGGAGAGGAUGAGGAACCCAGAGAAGCUGAGGAAUGCACAGAUGAUGCUGAGGAAGCAAAGGAAUCCAGGAAUGAAUCUGUAGAAGCUGAAGAACCCAUUGAUAAACCUGGAGAAGCUGAUGAACCCAGAGGGGAACCUGGAGAAGCUGAAGAACCCAGAGGGGAACCUGGAGAAACAGAGGAACCUGGAGAAGCUCAGAAAGCUAGAGAGGACCUCAGAGAGGGGAGAGAUGUAAAUGUGAAUAAGGAAGCAGAUCAGGCCAAGUCUGUGCAGGAGAAGUUUGCAGAAGCGCUUUUAAUGGCCGAGGGUGUUUCUGAACCUGAGCUCAGCGACUCCACCACUGAGGAAGAUGAGUUGGUGUCUGUGGAGAUCCAGCAGCUCGGUCCAGUUCCAGGAGCUGAGCCUGAAAGUAACAUGGCCCAGCAGACAACUGAUGAAGAAAAUGGAGCUGAAGAUGUACUAAAGGCCGACAGAGAACAAGCACAUGCAGAGGAACCCAAAGAGGAACCUGAUACACAAGAAACACCAGAACCUGAGACAAAAGCAGAGGAAAAAGAAAAUGACACGGACCAAACAGAAGAAAAAUCUCAAAACACAACUGAUGAAGAUGAACAUGUACAAGACGAGCAAAACAACAGUUAUGCUACAAAUGAAGACCAAAAACCAGAAAUUAAGCCAGACAGAACUGAUGGGGAAGAAGAACAAAAGCAAGAGGAGAAUAAUUUCACAAAUAAGGAGAAAUCAAAUGAAGAAACUGAAAUGAUGGAAAAGUCUGAGAAUAAAGAGCAACCAGAUGAAGAAGUGCCUAAACCUGAGAAAGAGACCAUAAAUGAAAAUUCAGUAAAUUCUGCAGAAACCAGAGCAGCUCCAGUGGAUGAAGAGGUCAGCAUGAUGGAGGAGACCACAGCGCUUCUGCCUGAGAACCGUAAAGAAACAUCUGUGAAUCACGAAAAUAUGGAACAGAAUAUAGAGCUAGAAAAAGGGCUGUAUGGAGAAAAUGUGUGUGCUGAAGGUCAGGUCAAUGAGGAGGUCAGAGCUGAUGAAGAGGAAACUUUUGCUGAAGAAUCAAGAAAUCUGAGGAAUAAUGCUGAAGAGACAGGAAAUGCCAUCACAGAAUGUGUUGAAGGUGACAUAGAAAAAAGCGAAUUGAAAAUAAAGCCUUUCUCAGUAAAUGAGGUGAAUUAUAAAGAUGUCACAUGUGAAGGUGAGAAAUCGGAAGAAACAGUGAAGGUACCUGAAGCCAAGGGAGAAGAAACAGAGGUGAGGAAUGGAGUGGAAGAAGAUAAGGAUGAGCUCACAGACAAAGGGAACAAUGAGGAUAAUCGAGAGGUGACUGAGGACAGAGAAGAUCAGAAAGAAUCCAUUUCCACAGGUCAAACAUCAGAUGACAAAGCAGAGAAUGACGUGGGAGAAAGAGAAGAAGAACUUACAGCAGAGAAAGAUGUUGAGCUAAAAGCUGACCAGGUGUCUGUCAGUGAAGGUAACAACACAGAGGACAAGAAACAUGAGCAAGAACUGAAGCAAAAUGAAUCUUUGAAAGAAACUGAGGUUGGAGAAAAUGAGCAAGAGAAUAUGAGUAAAGAUGGAGAAGAAAGGAUAGAUGUUGAUGGAGCUGACACAGAGAUGCAGGAACUAGUGAUGAAGCAAGAAGAUAACAACAAAGAAGAACAGAAUGCCAACUCUGCUUCCAGUGUUCAUGAAGCUCUACAGGAAACUAACGAUGGACCUGGGGUAAAACCAGGAGGGCUCGAAGCAGAACACAAAGAAGAAAUCAUUACUGUAGACCAGGAGGAGCUGGACAAGAAGGAAGCAGCUGGACCAGGGGAAGGGGAGGGAUGGUACAAUGAGGAGGAAAUAAAUGGAGACAUGGUUCAAGAAGGUUUGAAAGAGGAAGAGAUAAAUGAUGACAAUGAGAAAGAAGAGGACCAAAAAGAAAUACAUCAAGAGACAACAAAUGAAGAAGAUGAAGAGCAGGAAGUCAGUGAAGAAGAGUUUGAACAAAAACAAAAUAUACAGCAAGAGACAACCAAUGAAGAAGACGUAAAAGACGAGCAGAAAGACAAAGUGGAGAAGGUUCAACCUUUAAUAUCAGAAAACGAUAACAAUGCUGCGACUAAGGAUGAACCUUCAUCAGAAGCCAAAACUUCUGCGGAAGAUCCUGCAGGUGCUGAGUCAGAACCCAAAGACACAAAUGUUGACCUUAAAGAAAAAGAGAGCAGGGGAGGAGCCGACAAUCACAUGCAAUCAUCAACUGAUUAUAAAAAGGACAAAAGCACCGAUGCUCCAGAAGAAAGCAGGAGUGUAGAAGGCAGCAUUUCUCCUUCAGAAGGAUCUCAGCCAGUGGAGAAAGAUCUGGUCGUAAAAAGAGAGGAGAGAGUAGCCGAACUCAUCGUCGCUCCUCGGACAGAUCACGAAGAGCUGGUAAGUAACUGGGUAAACGUUCACCAAGAGUCAAACUACUUUGAGACAUUUGUUGAGCCGCUGGACGAGAUAAAGAUCCUCGACAGCGAGAGGACCGGAAACACUGAAGCUCAGGAAACAGACAAGUCUCCUAGAAAUGAGGAAUCAUCUGAGAAUGCCAAAAGUGAGCAGAUCAGCCUGCUAGAGAUCAGCGAGCAUGAAGACCUGCAGGACACGGUGGUAGAAAAUUUCAACAUGGAGACUGAAGCUUUAGGAGUAGAGGAAAGAAAUCCAGCCUCUAGAAACCCAUCAGAAGAAGAAGAGAUUCAAAAACAAAUUGACUCUGAGCAACCUCCAGAAGAUCAGGAAGAUGUUGCUGUAAAUAAAGUCAUGAACAUUUCAGCAACACCACUCAUGAAGACUGAAAUUAGCCAAGAUAGUUAACAUUAUCCAUAACCCCGACCUCAGCUUCUCCAAACAUUCUGACCUCCAUUAGUAACCCACCAGGAGGAACCGCAGGAGAACCACAGCGACUCUACAACCAGUCUGAGUUUACUAAAGCAGAAAUUUCUGGAAUUGUGCUUUCAUCAUUUUAAAUUUAUUCUUCUGAUUUCGAAGCUGCUUCAUCGAAUCUCUCACUUUCCCUCAGCUGGAUCUUGGAUCAGACGCUGAACUCGACAUUGUCCUUCACCUGAGGAGCAAAACUCAAUAUUCCAGCAGGAGAAUAUUUUUUCUUUCCCAAACACCAAGAGAAUGAUGAAUGAAGUUAUUUGUAAAUAUAAACAGCAGCAAUA